Molecule: messenger RNA, 2943 nt
Organism: Desarmillaria tabescens
Lineage: Eukaryota; Fungi; Basidiomycota; Agaricomycetes; Agaricales; Physalacriaceae
Exons: 3
Coding region: 56-2656 (866 amino acids)
Biological process (GO): protein phosphorylation
Molecular function (GO): ATP binding; protein kinase activity
Source: RefSeq, a predicted model, not a curated record
CACUUGCCUUACUUUGCCUUACCAUUGUUCUACGCGUCCUUAAAAGCAAGUCGAAAUGGCUGUCGCUGUAUUCUUCCUUGACCCCCUUCUCUCUUUCUACCCCCCUCGAUUUUAUCCUGACAUUGCUAUGUCUACGAAGAACGAAUCGAAGGACUCUGCUCCCCCCUCCAUCACAGGGAGAAAAACUCCGCCGCAAAACGCGUCUCGACUUGAACAGUUACGUUCAGCUGUACAGAGUACUCCGCUCAGCAACCACUCCCAAUCCGUUGAUCCCGCAGCCAACCCGAAUUACCUUACGGCUCAUUUCGACCAAUACAUCGAAGAAGAUCUCAGGAAUCGUGUUUUCAUGCCCGCCGACUAUUUCUUCCCCAACGUAUUCCAUCUCCCGAGUGACUGGCGGACAAACGAAGAGAUAAAAUCUCGAAUUCAAGAUAUCAAAACCGAUCCUGUGUUCCAACAGAAUGUAACAGCCUACGUCGCCAUAUGUAACCAGAGAAAUCCUGGGGAAAAGACAUUCUACCAUCCCCAUGGGGUGAUGUGCAAUAGUGCCUUCGAUGUUCUAGGCGCUUCCGACGACUCCAAUCUGGGCAUUUAUCGACAAGACGCGAAGCCCGUGGCUGGGGGCGUACAAAAGACUAUCCCCGAUACCCUGGGCGUUCUUCGCGCGAUGUUCAACAGUUCGGGAAACGUAGUGGACAACAUGAUAGACACCGGGCCGGAGCAUAACUUUUCGUGGGCACAAGCAAUGCAUUGGCAAGAAUUCAAGCCCAAGGAGUACUUCCUCGACGAAGGGACAGAUGUACGCUACAGAGUUCUCACACCAGAGGGCGAGGAUCCUCAAGGAAUAGUGCGAGGGAAAACGACAGUGCACAGGGACCCUGGCGCCCUCCUGCUCCCCGUCAAGACGAGCACCUCGAGGAAGCGUCCUUCGGAAGAUAAUAAUUCUCGUGGCGGUUCCAAGUAUGCACGCUCUGCGACGGCUCCUCAAGUUUCGGAUGCCAGGAAUGGGUUAGAACAUUCGGCGGCACUGAGUUCUGUCAGAGAAGGAGUCGUGGGAGGAGAUGCAGCAACGGACCAAGAAAAUGAAACUAAAGCGCGUCGAGGUGUGCGGCUCCAGUGUGGUCGUUAUGCGCUCGAGAUGCUGUCCAGCGCUAGCUUUCGUACUCACUGCAUUGGUGCUCUUGUUACGGUGGGACGCAUUCAGCCCCUCUACUACGAUCGCUCCAUCGUCAUUGUUUGCAAACCGAUCGACAUGUUCAAAUAUGUUCGCGAGCCGGGGAAGGCUGCCAUCACUACCGAAGACGUAACGGACGAGUUCGCAGCCAUGCUUGUCGGGUUGGGUCGACUCACUCUCAAGCAACGCGGCAUUCAAGAAGCAUUUUGCACUGACAGGGAUCUCAUCAGGAAUUAUCAAGAGUACCUGAAUAGAUGUGAGGAGGAUAAGAGGGACAUCUUUAAAGAUGUAAAGCUCCGGCUCAAGCUCAAGUUGGGUAAAGAUCAUAAAGAGGUUGAGGUCACCCUUGGCCGGAUUAUCGCACGCCAACCUGGCAUCGUCGGUCGGGACACUUGCGUAGUCGAGGCGACGUCGGCGCACAAGGGGUGGACGGGCAAAGAACUGAUUGUCAAGAUCAGCUGGCCGGCCGUCGAUCGCACAUCAGAGGCGGAAUUGGUUCAGAAAGCUAGAGAUAAGGCGCGGACGAUGAAGGAAGGGGCAAAGCCAGACUGGGCCCUAGACCACCUGCCCGACAUUCUCCUUUCUCAAGACUUUGACUAUGACGCGGAUUCCACUCAAGCAAAACUCGUGGCGUUCUUCAAGGACGCCUUGCUGGUCGAAGGGAAGAAAGUCGAGUACGAAGAACGCGUCUGCCGAAUCACGGUCCAGGAGAGGCUGUAUCCUCUUGAGGACCUGAAGACGGUCAAGGAGUAUGCUCAAGUCUUUUUCGACGUUUUACAAAUUCACAAAUGGCUGUAUGACCACCCAAGGAUCAUCCACCGGGACAUUAGUCCAGGGAACAUCAUGUGGCGCCGCAAUGCCAACGGCGACCUAUGUGGGGUUCUCAACGACUUCGACCUGUCCACUCUUCGAGAUGCCACUGGCCCUUCUUCGGUUCAGCGUACCGGAACUCUGCCCUACAUGGCAUAUGAACUUCUUAUCAACGACGAGAACGGAAACCCACCGCAGCACCUCUAUCGACAUGAUAUAGAGUCCAUCUUCUAUGUCAUUCUCCUACAAUGCUGUCGUUACGACCUUGUGACUACACCGGAACACGUAAUUCUGGAGCGUAUUAAAGUCCCUUCCCGCUUCGACGAGUGGUACACCGCCAGCCGUGCGGGGUUGAAUGACAAGAAAGGGAAUUUUUUGAUGAAAGAUAUCCGACCCAUUGUGAGGAGUGGUUUUACCGACUUCAAGCCCUGGGUGAGGCGCCUGUACAAACGGUUCAGGAAUGGAUUCCGCUCUAAGCUACUACACGAUGAGUCCGGCGACGAAGAAACGGAGUCCGACAACGAGACGGCGGCCCGCGACGACGAAACGGCGGCCUUCGAAGACGAAACCCUGCAGGGUCGGGUUUCAUACGCAGCUAUCAUCAAAACUUGUCGCAAGUUCGCUGGUUCGUCCCUCAUAGUACACAAUGACCAGCUCAAGGAGGCUCCGUAGUACUGAAGUAGUCGUUUUUGGCUGUAACGAUUUGUGUCUGUAACCUUGUGUUCGUUUUUUUGCUAUCAUAUAUCUUGAACUUUGCGAAACUGGGAAGUGAUGGAUGGUACCUCAAUACUGAAGUUUAAAAACUUGGCUUCGUUCACCCAAGAGAUGCUGACUGCAAGUUAAAUUAGUACGUCGAUGACUUACCCCACUCUCCAUCCUUGUGGACCAUUGCACGGCAUCGACACGAUGUGGAAUCUAUUUUCUAUGCCAUGUCCCUGCUACGUUGUCGUUACCAGCUC